Trichosurus vulpecula (common brushtail) is the source of this 1560-nucleotide messenger RNA. RefSeq names its product rhomboid domain containing 3 (gene RHBDD3). NCBI's taxonomy places the organism in Eukaryota, Metazoa, Chordata, Mammalia, Diprotodontia, Phalangeridae. Gene Ontology annotation, molecular function: protein binding; serine-type endopeptidase activity. Gene Ontology annotation, cellular component: membrane. The transcript is spliced from 6 exons. The record is from RefSeq and is a predicted model, not a curated record. The coding region runs from base 201 to 1388 and encodes 395 amino acids.
GCCGCCCUUUGUAGACGCUCCCCGGCGAGCCGGCAGCCGAGCCCGUCGCGUCCCGCCCCCACGCGGGGCUGCCGGGGCCCUGCCGGGCGGCAUGGCAAGAUGGCUGCAGCCAGCCCUGGGACCUCCUUGGCCCUGAACUGCCAGGCUAGGGAGCCCUGCCAGCCCUCCCUCCGCCAGGCCGGAGUCCGGUCCCGGGAGCCAUGGCCCCCCGCAGAGAACGACAGGUCCCAGUGAUCCAGAUGGUCCGAGGGUUGCCUCUGGCCUCCUCUCUUCUGCUGCUGCUGCUCUGCUGUCUGUGGGUGUUGGGGGCCGGCCCAAGCUUGGCCCUGGACCUCGACCUGCUGCUCGGACAUUGGCAGGUGUACCGGCUGCUGACCUUCCCACUGGGCCACACGGCCCUCCCGGCCCUGUUGCUGAGCCUGCUUCUCUUCCCCACCCUGGGCUGGUAUCAGGAGAGCCACCUGGGCACCUUGCGCUACGUCCACACCUCGGCCCUGGGAGCCCUGGCCAUUGCGUUGCUCUACCUGCUCCUGGCUGGCCUCGGGGUGCCUGGGGCAGCAGGCAGGGGCUGCGGCUACACGCCUAUCCACCUGGCUCUGCUGGCAGCCCAGCACCGGAGCCGGACCAGGCUGCCUGGGGGGGUGGUGCCACCCCUGCUGCUGCUGGCUCUGAUGCACCUGGUGAGCUCUGAGCCCCCCUUCCUCCUUCAGCUGUGCGGCCUCCUCACUGGCCUGGCCUACUCUGCUGGGCUCUUCCGCCGACUGGAGCUCUCAGAGCGCCGGCUCCAAGCCCUCCAGAGAGCUGGUGUCUGCAGGGCACUGGAGGGGAGCUGCCUGCUAUGUUUCAUCCCAGCCCCAGGCAGCCCCCUGGAGCUGCCCAUCCUGCACCCCACUGGGCUGAGACAUCCAGAUCCUGGAUCUCUUGGGAAUCUGGUGCCAGGACUCUGGGCCUCCACCCUGGCCCCAGCCCCACUCUCUCCUGGCCUGGGGGCUGGGCCCUCCUUGUUUGAAGGGGCCCCAUCGUGGGAUGCCCCCAGCCUCCCGCUAGAGACCCCACUCUGGAGCCAGGGAGAUGCUGUGAAUGAUGAGCUGCUGCAGGCCGCCAUCCAGGCUUCCCUUCAGGAUGAGCCCUUACGGGCUACGGAGGAGCUGAGGUUGUCCAAGUCAUCCGUCUCUUCCCUAAGGCUACAGCAGCUGGAGCGCAUGGGAUUCUCUAUGGAGCAGGCGGUGGUAGCGCUCGCAGCUACUGGGCGCGUGGAAGGGGCUGUCUCACUUCUAGUGGAGGGGCAAGUAGGCGAUGCAGCCCAGGUGAUGCCAGCGGGCAGAAAUGAGCCUCCCAGGGAGGGCCCCCUUCCACCUGCCCAGAAACAGGAACCUGCCAGGCCUUAAGGAGCAUCCACCCCGAUCGCUGCACUGGAGCAAGAACAGAGGGGCAGCACGUGUGUGUAUGGGGGGCAGUGUCAGGGUGCAGGCUACUCUCAGAGGCCAUCCCCAUCAGCUCCCAGCAACACACACAUACACACAGACAUCCCCCUGCCGAAUAAAUCCAUUUCAUCUUUAA